UUUUGAAAUUUCUAUGCAAGCUGAAGAUGAGAGGAUGAUGCUCCCACACAUCUUCUAAGUACUACUUAUCCAGCAAUUAUGCUUGGACAUCUUUCAAGUGUAAAGCUUACAAUUGUAGAGCACUAUAAAAAGGCAACCCUUAGGCAAAGAUUCUUGCAGUGAAGUGAAUGUUCAUGGGAAAAUCAAUGAGUGGUAUACUUAUAAUUCCUUUCUUUUGUUUUUUCUUCAUUGCAACCACUAGUCUUGGCUUCUGCUAUGGGAGUUUUAAUAUUUCAGGGUGCAGUCCGAGCGAAAGAGAAGCCCUCUUGAAGUUCAAGCAUGAGCUCAAAGAUCCUUCAAAAAGGCUUACAACAUGGGUUGGUGAUGGAGAUUGUUGCAGUUGGUCUGGAGUCAUUUGCGACAACUUAACUGGCCAUGUUCUUGAACUCCAUCUUCGAAGUCUAUCGCACCAAGAAUAUUAUGAUCUCGGCCGAUAUGAUUAUGAAGAGUACCGCAUGAAGUCAACAUUUGGUGGUUCUAUAUCACACUUCGUAUGUCGCAAGAUCCACAAGGUGAAGAGAAUGAGACUUAUUAACCUUGAUAAUAAUUUUUUGUCUGGACAAAUACGAGAUUGUUGGUCUAGUUGGUCAAACUUAGAGUACAUAAGAUUAAGCAACAACAAUUUUAGUGGCAAUAUUCCCAGGUCAAUUGGAACUUUAACCUUCCUUAAGUCUUUGCAUCUUCGCAAUAAUAGCCUUUCAGGAGAAAUACCAUUGUCACUAAGAGAUUGUACAUCUUUAGUCUCUCUUGACCUUGGAGAAAAUCAACUCAUAGGGCACAUUCCACCUUGGAUGGGUGCAAGUUUUCCAUCUAUGGCUUUUCUCAACCUCCGUGAAAAUAAAUUUCAUGGCCAUAUACCUCCGGAACUUUGCCAAUUAGCCUCUCUACAAAUCCUAGAUCUUGCUCACAAUGAUCUCGCUCGGACUAUUCCGAGCUGUAUUGACAAGUUAAGUGCUAUGACUACCAGUAAUCCUGCAGCUAGCUUCUAUGGUUAUCGGAGCCUUUAUGCAUCUGCUUCAGAUUAUGCUACAAUUGUGUCGAAAGGAAGAAUAGUUGAGUAUUUCUCUAUUCUUGGAUUUGUAAAAAGUUUAGAUCUUUCUGGCAACAAUUUAUCGGGAGACAUUCCAGAGGUACUGACAAAACUUAUAGGACUACAAUCGUUGAAUUUAUCGGAUAAUCUUUUAUCAGGAAGAAUUCCUGAGGAUAUUGGUGCUAUGGUUGAGGUGGAAGCUAUUGAUUUUUCACAAAAUCAAUUAUUCGGAGAAAUCCCUCAAAGCAUGACAAAAUUGACAUAUUUGAGCGACUUGAACCUAUCAGAUAACAACUUGAGCGGCACAAUUCCUACAGGCACUCAGUUGCAGAGUUUUAAUGCUUCUAGUUUCACCGGGAACAAAGGCCUCUGCGGACCUCCAUUGACAAACAAUUGCACUGUACCUGGAGUUCAACCUAGAACUGAAAGUUCAAAUGAAAAUAGAAAAAGUGACGGUGGUUUUGAAGUGAAUGGGUUCUAUGUGAGCAUGGCACUUGGAUUCAUUGUGGGAUUUUGGGGAGCAUUUGGUCCGUUAGUGGUUAACAGACAAUGGAGGCAUGCAUAUUUUCAUUUCCUAGAUCAUUUGUGGGACAAAGUUCGGUGGGGUUUAAGGUAAUUGUUGUUAAGAAUUUUGUUGCUUCUUAUGGUUUUUAGUCAUGUUGAUUUCUCUUUUUGUGUAUUUAAUGUGUUGCCGAAUGGAUUUUGUAAGGAAUGCUGCUAUCAUUAUUAAUGCUUUUCUUUUGCCAGUC
Molecule: messenger RNA, 1818 nt
Organism: Ricinus communis (castor bean)
Lineage: Eukaryota; Viridiplantae; Streptophyta; Magnoliopsida; Malpighiales; Euphorbiaceae
Product: receptor-like protein EIX2
Exons: 2
Coding region: 168-1685 (505 amino acids)
Molecular function (GO): protein binding
Source: RefSeq, a predicted model, not a curated record